AUGGCAUCUCUAUCCUGCCUCGCCAAGGCCUGCCCCGCCGCUGCUGGGGAUGCAGCAUGGGAGGGAGACGUGUGCCGCUACCGCAAGACCCACCAGCACACGGUAGAUGCCCCGGCCGGGGCGCCGCCCAUCGUGCUGCUGCCCGGGUUUGGGAACAACACUCUGGACUACACAGCUCCCUUUGGGGACGAGGAGGCCGGCAUUGCUGCGGCUCUUCAGCGGCGGGGGUUCCGCGUCUAUGUGCUGCCGCUCACUCGCCAGGACUGGUUCAAGGUGGGGCGCUCCAUCUUCACCCUCGGCUUCUGGGCCAGCCCGCCCACCCUCACAACACACCCUGGCUACACGUGGUACCUUGAGCGGGUGAAAGAUUUGGUGGAUCGGGCACGGAUGGAGACCGGCGCGGAGCAAGUCGACCUGCUGGCACACAGCGCCGGCGGCUGGCUGGGGCGGGCCUUCAUCGGGCAGGAGCAGUACAAGGACGGCGCCAGCCUCUCGGCCGACACGCUGGGCAGCGGCGACCUGGAACCGCACCCCGCCGUGCGUGCCCUGGUCACGCUGGGCACGCCGCACUCUGCGCCGCCGCCGGACAAGAUCAAGGACAUGACUGGCGGGGCGCUGACCUGGACCAACUCCAUGUGGCCCGGCGCUUUCUUCGCGGACCAAGGCGUCAAGUAUGUGUGUGUGGCGGGGCGCGCGGUGCGAGGCAACAAGGAGGCCGACCGGCGCACGCUCAGCGGGUACAGCCACGGCUCGUACGAGCAGGUGUGCGGCGAGGGCCACGAGGUGGAGGGGGAUGCGGUGGUGCCGCUGUGCAGCGCGCUGCUGGACGGGGCGGAGCAUGUGGUGCUGGAUGGCGUCAUGAGCCGCAUCCGCACCUUCAACGAGCCAGCGGAUGUGCCCUGGUAUGGGAGUGAAGCUGUGCUGGACGCGUGGCUGCACCACCUGGCCUGA
Chlorella variabilis is the source of this 951-nucleotide messenger RNA. RefSeq lists its product as hypothetical. The record is from RefSeq and is a predicted model, not a curated record. The transcript is spliced from 8 exons. Lineage: Eukaryota; Viridiplantae; Chlorophyta; Trebouxiophyceae; Chlorellales; Chlorellaceae. Bases 1 to 951 code for a protein of 316 amino acids.